Messenger RNA from Ambispora gerdemannii, 729 nucleotides. The record is from the annotation of a GenBank genome assembly. Lineage: Eukaryota; Fungi; Glomeromycota; Glomeromycetes; Archaeosporales; Ambisporaceae.
AUGUCUGAUCCAACUUGUGAAGACGAUCUUUGUGAACUUCCAAAAAAGCUUUUUACCUCUAACGGUUCAGCUUCUCCAACAACAAACAAUGAUAGUUGUACUAGUAGUGGUAACCACGGAUUUUCACAACCUCCACCUUAUGAACAUGUCAACCAAAGGAAUCUUUCAGCAACAGCAAAGGAUAACAUUCCACUAGCUUUGCUUAACGAUCCUAUUUUAUCACAAAUAACUUUACAAGAUGGAAAUGGCAACAAUGUCCCAGUUUCGGACAUUGUUAAUAAAAUUAUUGGUUUUUAUUUUGGUGCUACCUGGUGUCGUCCAUGUCAAAAAUUUGCUCCUAUUUUAUGUUCAUUCUUAGACUCCCAUAAAUCAGAUUUCGCUGUCAUUUUUGUAUCAUUGGAUCGAUCAGAGGCCGUUUUCGAGGACUAUGUAUGCACUAAACCUUGGCUUAAUAUACCAUACACGCAGGAAUCAUUACGUCAAUCUCUUCGGUCAAAAUUGUCUGUUUCCACAAUCCCUAACCUAGUAAUUUAUAAUCCUGCUGCUACAAAACAAAAAGUUGUUACCACAUGGGGUAAAAGUGCUGUGCUAAAAAAUCCCGAUCAUUGCAUAGAGGAAUGGAGACGAGGAAAUCAUGGCAUUAGUUGGUUGCAGUUAUUCAAAGGAAAUGCAUCCAGUCUGCCUCUCUGGAUUGCUAUCACAUUGUUUGUCGUUUAUUUUUUCAAAUAA